AACCUGGUUGAAGGCAAUCAUGUUUACCUUAAUGAAUCGAAUGCAAUAUCCCAUUACUCAAGAACACCCUCUACUCAGCAAAAAUCCACACGAUCUUGUGCCAUUCCUGGAAAUUAAACUCUAUGUCGAUAAUCAAAUCCCUGAUCUUUCCUCCCUUAACUCUCCCAGGCUAUUUGCAACCCAUAUACCUUUUUUUUCCCUUCCAAAAUCUGUGCACGAUUCUUCAUGCAAGUUUGUUUAUCUGUGUAGGAACCCCAAGGACAUUUUCGUGUCCCUUUGGCACUUCACUAACAAGUUAAGGCUUCAAGAAAUGGGAACUAAUUCACUUGAAGAAACCUUUGAUAUGUUCUGUAGAGGAGUGACUAUUUAUGGACCAUAUUGGGACCAUGUGUUAGACUAUUGGAAAGAAAGCAUGGAGAAUCCUCAUAAGGUGUUAUUCUUAAAGUACGAGGACAUGAAAGAAUGCCCAACAGAUAAUCUUAGAGGCAUUGCUGAGUUCUUGGGGUGUCCAUUUUCCAAUGAGGAAGAAGAAUCAGGAAUGGUGGAACAAAUCUUAAAGCUAUGUAGCUUCGAUACUUUGAGCAACCUGGAAAUCAACAGGGCUGGGAAGCUGUCAUCUGGUGAGGAAAACAAGGCAUUCUUCCGUCGAGGCGAGGUCGGAGAUUGGAAGAAUCAUCUUCCUACUGAGAUGGUGGAGAAGUUGGAUCAUAUUACUGAACAAAAGUUUAGUGGAUCAGGAUUAAAAUUUUGAGCCUUCACUGGGAAUACAGCUUCACUCAGCCACAUUGUCAAACAAUUCCGUGUUGUUUGCUGGUUAUUUUCUGGAAAGAUAUGCUGCUCCGUGUGUUUGAAUCAAAUAAAUUUGUGUCAAUGCUGUUUGAAGUAUUAAUCACAUCUUUAUUUUGUUAUGGUAACAAACUAUGUACUAAACUUUAUUCUUAGUAAAUUUAGAGUGUGAAUUUCUUUUAUUUCUUUGUUAGAUUCA
This is a messenger RNA of Olea europaea var. sylvestris, 985 nucleotides long. Its product is annotated as cytosolic sulfotransferase 5-like. The transcript is spliced from 2 exons. The coding region runs from base 20 to 751 and encodes 243 amino acids. The record is from RefSeq and is a predicted model, not a curated record. Gene Ontology annotation, biological process: sulfation. Gene Ontology annotation, molecular function: sulfotransferase activity. Gene Ontology annotation, cellular component: cytoplasm. NCBI's taxonomy places the organism in Eukaryota, Viridiplantae, Streptophyta, Magnoliopsida, Lamiales, Oleaceae.